Cornus florida is the source of this 3270-nucleotide messenger RNA. RefSeq lists its product as uncharacterized. The coding region runs from base 305 to 2791 and encodes 828 amino acids. NCBI's taxonomy places the organism in Eukaryota, Viridiplantae, Streptophyta, Magnoliopsida, Cornales, Cornaceae. The record is from RefSeq and is a predicted model, not a curated record. The transcript is spliced from 11 exons. Gene Ontology annotation, molecular function: mRNA binding. Gene Ontology annotation, cellular component: nucleus.
GGGCGAUGGGGAGAGCGCACAGCAAGGGGUGAAAUUGUCUAUCGCAAUUUUGAGACGGAAAGGACGACAUCGUAUUAUCAUUUUGCAACAUCGCAUGUAUAACUACGUUGACGGUUGACCGAAGAUUCUGUGAAGAACAAAAUUUAGUAGUGAUAGGAAAGUACGAACCCCCCUCUUUUUCUGUAGGGCAGAUUCUAGGGUUUUUAGACUUUUUAUCUCUGUAACAGAGCACGAACGUCUCUCUCUGCUAGGGAAAAUUCUCAGGCUUCAUCUGAGGUUUAUUUAUUUCUGUAACAUAUCAAUUAUGAGAACUCGAAAGGCCGAAACCCCCAAAUCGGCCGCCACAAAGAAGACGCCUCCGGCCAAGAAAUCUGCCGCCAAAAAUCCUCCCGAUGCGACGACGGAAUCGGCUACCCCAAAGUCCGCCGAGACGAAGCGGGCCACUGCAGCGGCCAAAGCGAAGCAAUCGAAGGCCAAUGAAACCACUCCCAGCACCACCACUGAUUUGAAGUCCGAAUCCAUAGUUGAAGAAGCCAAAGCAUUAGCUGAUGAGGUGACGCCUGAAACAAAAGCAGUUUCAGGCACUAAGACAACUAGAACGGUAGUGAAGAGAACACCAGCAAGAAGUAGGACUCCUGCUUCCGCAAAAGCUGUUUCCAGGCAGACACCCAAGUCUGGGGGAACUGGAAAAGCGAAGGGUAAAGAAUCUGCAAAGAAUGAAGAGGCGGAGGAUGCUAAAGAUGUUGAAUCUGCAAAGAAGGAAGUACCUCCUGUUACAGAUGUUGGGGAAGAACCUGUCGUUGACAAAGUUGAAUCCACAGAGAAGGAGGAUCACAAUAUCACGAAUCUUGAGGAAAUUGAAGCGGAGAAGGAACAUAUUUUGAAUGCUGAUGUUGGAAACUCCCCAAAGCAGGGAGAUUUUGCAGUUGUAGGAAAUGUUGUGAGUUCGUCCGAGAAUCAGCAGGAGGAAGAGGAGUUGAAUGAAGAAAUGGAAAAUGAGACGAAUAAUAUUGAGGAUAGAGAAGAACCCAAGAAUGAGUCAGUUAAUAUGGAGGAAGAACUCAAUGAGGAGUCUAAAGGAAAAGAUACUCAAAUCGAGGAGGAUCCCGAGGAGGAUGAAUAUGAUGAUGAGGAAGGGAUGGAAUACGGCAUUCAAAGCAUACUUGAAGAAUCUGGUGAUGAAGACCUUGGUGAGGAUAAUGUGCAGGAUCAUGAUGAAGAAGCUAAUGCAUUGGAAGUGGAACAUGUGGAAUUGACUGCAGCGGCAAAGGAACGCAAGAUUAAGAAAGAGCUGGAGAUAUUUGUUGGUGGGUUAGAUCGUGAUGCUGUGGAGGAGGAUGUGAAAAAGGCUUUUGAGAAUAUUGGAGAGGUAGUCGAAGUUCGAUUGCACAAGGAUCAUUCUACUAACAAAAAUAAGGGAUAUGCAUUUGUGAAGUUUGCAAGUAAAGAGCAAGCAAGCCGAGCUUUGUCAGAAAUGAAAAAUCCUGUUAUACGUGGGAAGAGAUGUGGGACUGCACCAAGUGAGGAUAAUGACACAUUGUUCGUGGGAAAUAUUUGCAAUACAUGGACGAAGGAAGCUAUUAAACAAAAGCUGAAGGAUUAUGGCAUUGAAGGUGUUCAGAACAUUACUCUUGUUUCGGAUGCCCAACAUGAAGGGUUGAGUCGUGGUUUUGCAUUCCUUGAGUUCCCUUGUCAUGCUGAUGCUAUGCUUGCAUAUAAGAGGCUUCAGAAGCCUGAUGCUGUUUUUGGUCAUCCUGAGAGAACCGCCAAAGUAGCUUUUGCUGAACCCUUACGAGAGCCAGACCCAGAGGUCAUGGCCCAAGUUAAGUCAGUAUUUGUUGAUGGGCUCCCUCCUCAUUGGGAUGAAGAUCGUGUUAGGGAAAAAUUUAAAGGUUAUGGGGAGAUUGAACGUAUUAUGCUGGCCCGGAAUAUGUCAACUGCCAAGAGGAAGGAUUUUGGAUUUGUUGAUUUUACAACACACGACGCAGCUGUUGCUUGCAUUGAUGGAAUGAACAACACAGAAUUGGGUAAUGGGAACUCCAAGACUAGAGUGAAAGCAAGGCUUUCAAAUCCUCUGCCUAAAACCCAGGCCGUGAAGGGUGGAAUGUGUGGAGGGUUCCGAAUCGGCCGUGGUGGUGCUGUAGGUUCUUCAAAAUUUGGAAGGGGUUUUGUACGGGGUGCAUAUCCAUUCAACAGGCCAAACUUUCAACGUGGCAGGGGUUUCUAUCAGCGUGGAGGCAGUCAAACUGGUAGAAUGAGUUUUGCCAAUGAACAUGAUCUUGAUAACCAGUACCCUCCUUUCCAUGGAAGGCCAAUUUUUGGACGAGGAGGAAGGAGGGGCUCUUUUGGUGGUGCUCAUCUGGGUUUUGGUAGAGGUGCCGGGCCAGCUAGACCUAAUAAUGAUAGAUUGAGGCAAGGUGCAACUGACAGAGGCCGCGGGAGGCAUAUCCCACCUAGGAGGGAACCAUUUGCUCCUGAAGAAGGAUUUAACAGGCCAUUUUUGGGGAGGAACUUUGAUGACCCUUAUUUUUAUGACGACAUUCCACAUGGGAUGAAGCGACCAUUUUUUAUGACUGACCAAGAUCCUGAUUACAUGGAGCCUAGCAGACUUCGUCCUCGAUUAGACUAUUCUGAUCCAGCAGCUCCGUUUCGUGGAUCUCGUUAUCGAGAUAAUUUUGGAGCUGGCGAUAGUUUCUAUUCACGUGGUUAUUAUGGUUCUGAAUAUGGUGGAGGUGCAUAUUCAUCUUUUUAUGGGGGUGAUCGCCCAUAUGAUGGUGGUUACUACUACUAGAUUUGAGAAUCUUGGGUGGACAUGGGGAGAAAGAAUGCAGUUCACUCAAUGAUGGGAUUUGCUUACUACCCCAAAAGGAAAGCUGGAUUGUGUUGCUCUCUUCAUUUUCUUAUUUAUUUCUGUUUCAGUUUUUCUUAUCGAGUCUUUAGUCCUUUUGUUGUCUUCUCUUUCCCUCUCUCGCUCUCUUUCUUACCUCUGUUCUUUUUGUCAAAUUGAUAUAAUGAGUUUCGAAGUGUCUAGUUUAGCUUAUGCCUCCCGGAAGGGUUUUAAUAUAGAUAGCAGUACGAAAUUAUAUGGUGGAGUAUUGAAUAGAUAUGUAGCUCUGUGCCCUGAAUAUGAGCAGUUUGAGGACAUUGGAUAUGGGCUGUUGAGAUAAGCUUCAGAUAUUGCUUUAUGUCAGUGUUUGUGAUCUUUGUAUUGGAUCGAGCAUAUAUAUAUUGGAUCGAGUAUAUAUAUAUUGAUCCUUUAUUUUGAAGCUA